ACUUCCCCGGCAGGCGCUUGGACCCAGGGAAGCGCGAGGCAUACUGUUGCUUAGCAACAUGCCUCACACUUCUCUAAAGGCCCAAGUGCCAGGCAAAGGGAGAAGUUUCCUCCCUCUGCUCGGUGCUUGGUCCCAGGGAAGCAGGCCACGAUCGCAGGCCGCUUCGUCCUGCCUCUCCCUUUCCUCGUGCAAGAAGGAGCUCCUUCUCGCGAGAGGAGAGAGAGAGGGAAGCGCCCCGCCUCUUCCUCUUCCCGGCACAAAUACCCGAUACACCCAAAUUUGAACACUGGUGGGAUUGGGGGAGAGGAAUGACUUUGUCAUUUGGGAGUUGUAGUUGCCAGGAUUUAUACCGAGAGGCCUGCACUGGCAGCGAGAGGGCUCCUCUGUGUUCGCUGCAUGCUCCGCUCACUGUGAGGCCUCUCGCUGGCAGCGCAGGCCUCUCGCUGCGUCCGGAGGCCCCUCGUAACGAGCGCAAGGCCUCAAGUCUCACCAAAAGGCCUGAGCUGCAAGCGAGAAGCCUCGCAGUGAGCAGAGGAUGCAGCGAACACUGCGGAGCCUUCUCGCUGCAUCCAGAGGCCUCUCGCUGCAUCCCCUCGCUGCGUCCGGAGGGCCCUCGUUGCGCUCAGAGGCCCCUCACUGAGACCAGAGGCCCCUCGUUGCGCCCAUAGAAUCAUAGAAUAGUAGAGUUGGAAGAGACCUCAUGGGCCAUCCAGUCCAACCCCCCACUAAGAAGCAGGAAAUCGCAUUCAAAGCACCCCUGACAGAUGGCCAUCCAGCCUCUGCUUAAAACCCUCCAAAGAAGGAGCCUCCACCACAGUCCAGGGGAGAGAGUUCCACUGUUGAACAGCUCUCACAGUGAGGAAGUUCUUCCUGAUGUUCAGCUGGAAUCUCCUUUCCUGUAGUUUGAAGCCAUUGUUCCGUGUCCUAGUCUGCAGGGCAGCAGAAAAGCUUGCUCCCUCCUCCCUAUGACUUCCCCUCACAUAUUUGUACAUGGCUAUCAUGUCUCCUCUCAGCCUUCUCUUUUGCAGGCUAAACAUGCCUAGUUCUUUAAGCCGCUCCUCAUAGGACUUGUUCUCCAGACCCUUGAUCAUUUUAGUUGCCCUCCUCUGGACGCUUUCCAGCUUGUCAACAUCUCCCUUCAAUUGCGGUGCCCAAAAUUGGACACAGUAUUCCAGAGGCCCCUCGUUACGCCCAGAGGCCCCUCAUAGCAAGUGCAGGGCUUCAGGUCGCACCAAAAGGAAUGAGCUGCAAGCGAAAGGCCUCACAGCGAGCAGAGGAUGCAGCGAACACCGCGGAGGCGUCUCGCUGUGUCCUCUCACUGCGUCCGGAGGCCCCUCGCUACGACCGGAGGCUCUGCGUUUGCUGCGAAGGGCCUCCGGUCACAGCGACAGUCCUCGCAACAAGUGGAGGAUGCAGUGGAGCCCUGUCGCUGUGAGCCCCUUCUGCCUUCUUGUUUUGCUCGCAGCGAGAUGCCUCCGCUGCGUCCCCUGUUAGCUGCAAGGCCUCUUGCUACCAGUGCAGGCCUCUCGCUGUGACCAGAGGUCCCUCGCUGCCAUUGCAGGGCCCUCGCAGCGAGAUGAGGAGGCUGCGGACGGAAUGGAGGAAGAGGCUGCAGAGGCGAAUGCAAGGCCGGGGACUUGAAAACAGCAGCGACAAGCUUCACCCGAAUAUAAGCCGAAGCGGACUUAUUCAGCCACCAAAAAGGGCCGAAAAACUUGGCUUAUAUUCGAGUAUAUACGGUAAUUCACUUACAAUCAGAGCCCCUUGAACCUCACCAACGAUAGAAUUGGGCCAAACUUCCCACACAGAACCCCCAUGGCCAACAGAAAAUACUGGUCUUUGGCAACCCCUCUGGCACCCUCCUCGCGACUCCCCAGGGGUCCCAACCCCUAGGUUGAGAAAUGCUGCUCUAAACUGAUCAAAUUGAAAUUCAACCUCAAAUAAUUCCCCUUCACCACAUUGGCAUUUCAGCACAUGGUGAGACAAAAGUAAGUUGUCACAAUUUUCUUCCAGGAUUGCUUGUACAUUUGAGAAGAAUGAAUUCAGCAGCAUGAUGAAAUUGCAUCCAAGGAAGUAGAAUAUACAGCAAUAGCAUGCUGAAGCCAACCCAUAAGGAUAAUUUCACCUCUGUUCAGUUGUGACUGGUUCCAGCAUGUUAUUUCAUUGUCCUUAAAAGAAACUUUCCUAGGUUCUACUACUUUAAAGGGUUGGAAUGAGGGGUCCCCCAAAAGCCACACCACAGACACAUGUAUUUAUCUCUAGAAAUUAUUAAAAUUGACGUAUUGUAAAUCCAAAGGAAAAUUCUGCCUCAGGUCUCGAUUGGAGCAUAUGAAAAAUAUUACUAUUCCGGCCAUAGAUAAGAUAUGUCCUAAUCACUAUGUUAUAAUAAUGAAUAUAAUGGCAUACUGAAGCCAUCUCAUGGGAGUUAUUCUAACACUGCUCCCUUGAAAUAAACUUUAGCUGAUCCCAAAUAAGUAACUUUCAAGGCUCUGUAACAAGAGCAUACACAAUAAAUGGUUAACAGAAAUGGGAUCCCCACUCCCAAAGACUUUUAUAGCCUGUCUUAUCACUGGCAUGCAUAUUUAUCUCUACAUCAGCUUAACCCCAUUGCAAAAGGUCUGCCAAAAAAACUCUGUUGGAGCACUUGAAACUAUCCAUCAAGAGAUGAUACCCCUCCUCUCUCAUGAACAAACUUUGGGGAAUAUGGGUAUGUAUAAGAGAGUGAGACUGACAGAAAACUAGCCAGAUAAAGAAAAGCCACCAGACUGUCAGAGUGGUAGGUAAAAAGUUGGUAGGUGGACAUGUUCUUUACCUUCAGUGCCAAAAGGAAGCACCAGAGAAAUGGGACAUGAGAGCAACUUUGGGAUAAGAAGUAUGGCAAUAUGCUUUUAUUCAUACUUUUCCUGCCUUGCUAGAUAAUGGAUUGCCUACCAGGGGUGGAAAAUUUGGGCCCUAACUCAACCAAGGACUCGCUGCUCACGGAUGUUGAAGGAAUCCUUUACCCUAAGGAAACUACGAGGUAUUGGGAGGAAAUACAGAACUUUAAAGCUCGGCCUGAUGAUCUUCUUAUUUGCUCUUACCCCAAAGCAGGUAGUACUUGGAUGCAGGAAAUUGUGGAUAUGAUCCAGCAUGGAGGAGACCCAGAGAAAUGUGCUCGGGCCCCGAUCUAUCAACGUAUUCCCUUCAUAGGAUUCAGCUUACCAUUUUCCAUCCCUACAAGCAUUGAAAAAAUAGAGGCAAUCCCCUCUCCACGUACACUCAAAACCCAUUUCCCAGUUCAGCACCUACCUCCUUCCUUCUGGGAACAGAACUGCAAGAUUAUUUAUGUGGCCAGGAAUGCCAAAGACAACAUGGUUUCCUAUUUCUACUUCCACAACAUGAUCAAUAUAAUUCCGGACAGUGGCAGCUGGGAUGAGUUUAUGGAGAAUUUCAUUGCUGGGAAGGUUUGUUGGGGCUCUUGGUUUGAUUAUGUUCAAGGCUGGUGGAAGGCUAAAGACCAUCAUCCGAUUCUAUAUCUAUUUUAUGAAGACAUUAAAGAGGAAAAGUUGGAGACUGGAAAGAGCACUUCACCGUGGCCCAAAGUGAACGACUGGACAACAUCUGUGCUCAGUUAUUUGCCGGCAGCGGCCUUACAUUUCGCACACAGUUAUAAGCACACCUCUGGACCUCUCACUUUCCUGGCAACACACACAGGGAAUGUUGAUCUUAAUUAAAUUAAGAAAUACAAGUCAGGAAACCACAGCAGUGUUUAUCUAAACCAAGGUAUAUAUGUAGAAUUUUCUUACUUUAAUGUGUUUGUAGUCAUCAGUGAAGUUUCAUACAUUCUGUUCUGAUAUUAAUGUAAAGAACAAGACAAAUCUACUGAGUGGUGGGGAUGAAUUCACCCCGAUAUUGCAGGAGCAGGAAGGAGCAAAAAGGAAUGUGGAAAUAUACAAGUGUUGCUAGGGCAAGAGAGAUUUAGGUGAGAAAUAGAGAGAGAUCAGACCGACUCAACAUGAGAUGGUGCAAUUGCACAACUGAAUAAUAAUAGCGCUCAACCCAGUAUGUAUCUCCUAUCAAUUAUUUGUUGGGUGCAUAGCUGCAGUAAUAUGGUGGAUUUUUGCAAUAAAGUCUUUAGAGAUGGGUAGUUAGAA
Anolis carolinensis (green anole) is the source of this 4133-nucleotide messenger RNA. RefSeq names its product sulfotransferase 1C2. The transcript is spliced from 6 exons. The record is from RefSeq and is a predicted model, not a curated record. Gene Ontology annotation, biological process: sulfation. Bases 2919 to 3713 code for a protein of 264 amino acids. Gene Ontology annotation, molecular function: sulfotransferase activity. Lineage: Eukaryota; Metazoa; Chordata; Lepidosauria; Squamata; Anolidae. Gene Ontology annotation, cellular component: cytoplasm.